This is a messenger RNA of Asparagus officinalis (garden asparagus), 1230 nucleotides long. RefSeq lists its product as uncharacterized. The record is from RefSeq and is a predicted model, not a curated record. NCBI's taxonomy places the organism in Eukaryota, Viridiplantae, Streptophyta, Magnoliopsida, Asparagales, Asparagaceae. The transcript has a single exon. Bases 1 to 1230 code for a protein of 409 amino acids. Gene Ontology annotation, molecular function: zinc ion binding.
AUGGAGAGGUUCACUCGGGUAUUUUGGGCAUUUGGUCCGGCUAUUAAGGGCUUCACUUUUUGUCGUCCGUUAUUGAGCAUUGACAGUACACAUCUAUAUGGCAAGUACAAAGGCGUGCUUUUUGUGGCGACCGGUGUAGAUGCAAAUGGCGGUUUAUUUCCUCUAGCAUUUGCAGUUGUGGAGGUAGAGGAUACUUCUAGUUGGAAGUGGUCCUUUGAACUUAUAUACAGGUUGAUUUCUAGUGUCCGUGCGCCCAGAUUAAUUACUUUUAUCUCAGAUAGGAUGAAAGGAAUUAUAAGGGCAUUACAUGAGGGUUUUGGUGCACCACAUCACCAUCGAUAUUGUUUGAGGCAUAUAAGAGAUAAUUUCAAGAAAAAACACGGUGAGAUUAAUUUGCAAAAUCUUUUGUGGCAAGCUGGGUGUGCAACUGAUACAUUAGUGUAUGAACAUUGUAGAGAGAAGAUCAAGUCUUUGUCAUUAGAUGCACAUAAUUGGAUUGAACAUAACUUGAAGCCUCAAUUCGAGCAUCGAUGGGCAUUAUGUAAGGAUGAGGGUGUGCGGUUUUGCAUGAUGACAACUAAUUGCUCCGAGAGCUUUAACGGCGUUCUUAAAGGAGCACGAGCUAUGCCAAUACAAUCAUUGGUUGCAAGAACGUUCUAUAGGCUAAACUCAUACUUCAACAAAAGGCGUGAGGACGGUGUAGACUGGACAACGCGUUACACACCAAAGAAUGAGUCUAUUUUGCAUAGAAGAAUUGAGGCGGCAAGAUUAUGUCAAAUUACUGUAUUCAAUGACAAUGAAUGGCAGGUACAGGAUUAUGACGGUAUCUACACCGUUAAACUGUUUGAUGUUGAUUGCACUUGCACAUGUAACAUACCACAACUUCAAAAAAUACCUUGUGCACAUGUUCUUGCGGCUUCCUCCAAUCAGCCGGGUGGUGCGAGAAUUCCAUAUAAUCGGUAUUGUUCACCAUGGUAUUCAACAAUUCAUUACCGAAAGACAUACAGUGAGAGUUUUCAUCCACCCGAUGAUAGUCGGUAUUGGCCCGAAUAUACUGGACCACGACUAAUUCCACCUCAAUACAAGAGACAAGCAGGUCGACCACGAUCUGUACGAAUUAGGGGAACCAUGGAUCAAGGACGAGAAGGAAUUGUCAAGCAUAAAAAAUGUAGUCUUUGCAAACAACCGGGACAUACUCGACCUCGUUGUCCAGCUAGACUCAAUAGAUAG